Molecule: messenger RNA, 1466 nt
Organism: Schizophyllum commune H4-8
Lineage: Eukaryota; Fungi; Basidiomycota; Agaricomycetes; Agaricales; Schizophyllaceae
Exons: 3
Coding region: 343-1425 (360 amino acids)
Source: RefSeq, a predicted model, not a curated record
GCAACUGCCUCCUCAACACCUGCCUCAUGUUCUGCGUCCAUCUUACGCUGCAGACAGCCUCGUCCUCGAGGCCGGGGACGUCGUCUGACUGGAGACUCCGUCAGCUCUAUAGCUCUCCGGGGGAGGCGAGGCUGCUGCCACGAGUCGUCCAAGGGCUCGGGGCCGUCGUGCUGUACGAUCGCCAGAUCUAAUCAGUGCUUCUUCAUGGACGUACCCUAUGGGGCUAUUAAAUGAACUUCGUCGCCUCGCGGCAGACGCGUUGCUGCUCGCCUAUAAAGAGGCAGUAUAGCCUGUGGCCCUGGCUUUCUUAUCACUACCCGCAACUGAGCGUCUCGUACUCUCAUGCCACCUAAGGGUAAGGGUGAUAGAGGAUUCCCCAAGCGCCUCGAGAAUGCCUUCAACGAGAACAAUUCACCGAUGUGGGGACAUACAGGAUGGAUUGGGCCUCAUCCCUCUGAGGAAAGCCCUCAUGGCCAAACCGGCACGCUCGGCUACUCUGGCCGAGAGCUGCAGUACAGGCCGGAUGGCGAGCGGUCCAGAGGCAGGCGUUCCAAUGGGCUCCAAGGCCUUUACAACCCGCCUUGGACGGCCGAAUCGCACCUUAAUGCAAAUCGGCAGGCCAUGCCCUCGUCCACUCACGGUGCCUCGACGCGCCUUCCGCCGUCGAACCUGGCGCCGGAAAGCAGGUGGUCUAGCUCACGGUAUGACGCAAGGUUAAACACGCAGCGAGCGUUCUUUCGUGUGUCCAGCGAGCGCGCUACUCUCCCUAGCUCCGAACAGCGCUCACGAAGGUGUUUUCUAGCAUAUCAGGGCCAGACGAGCGCCGACGGCGCUUGGACAAACGCCGGCUUUUCUUCUCCACCCUCUUCGCUGAACAACCCCCAGUCGGCUUCGCUGCGUAGCCAGGGCCUUUGGACGCCUCAACAUGUGGUGUCCCAAACUAUGCCGCCCGAUUCAUUCGAUCAGGAACUUCCUGAUCUUUUUUCCUCAAAUCCGCGUCCGCGUCAAGCGCCACAAGGUUUCUAUCAAGGCCCUAUUCCAUCUACGUCUACUCCUUCCACUACGGUUUCAUUCGACGAGCAACAGGAUAUCGUUGUGGGACACACUCUCAACACCGGCGACGCCUUUGCGGUCGUGCCAUCAUCAGCGUAUCAACAACUUACGCUACCCUUCCCAAAUACCAACUCUCCCUCGUACAGCUCUGAUAUGAGCACUGGCACCCAGACUCCAUUGACCUCCCCCGUGGGGAGCAUCGUGUCGCUCCCUACACCCUCACCCGCAUUGUAUGUGCCCAACACAAUGCCGCAAGCUGCGCAGUUAUCUCCCUACUCGGCCUAUCCUUCCGGUCAAAAUUUCUCCGGAAGCGAUGUUUCGCACGGCAUGGACAAUCGCUACCAUGAUUCUUCCAGCUUCGGACCUCAUUGACAUCGCAGGACUUGUUGGAUCUGUUUUUGUUCGGACGCUCG